This is a messenger RNA of Andrographis paniculata, 2068 nucleotides long. RefSeq names its product cytochrome P450 78A3-like. NCBI's taxonomy places the organism in Eukaryota, Viridiplantae, Streptophyta, Magnoliopsida, Lamiales, Acanthaceae. The coding region runs from base 87 to 1661 and encodes 524 amino acids. The record is from RefSeq and is a predicted model, not a curated record. The transcript has 2 exons. Gene Ontology annotation, molecular function: iron ion binding; oxidoreductase activity, acting on paired donors, with incorporation or reduction of molecular oxygen; heme binding.
CUCCAUUCUCAACCAAAAUCUCCUCUCCAUAGUAAUUUGUAUCAAUAAUAAUAAUAAUAAUAAAAAUAAAAAUUAAAUAAAUAAAAAUGGGCACGAGGCUCGGAGUGGUGGACGGCAUCUGGCUCUUCCAUCUUGCCUCCAAUUCCAAACGCCAAUCACUCAACGCUUUCUUCUUUCUUCUCCCUCUUCCAUGGCUUCUUCUCGCCCUGCUCUUCUGGGCCUAUCCAGGCGGCCCCGCAUGGGGAAAGCUCUACUGGAAAUGGAAGACUGCUCGCCCCCACGCCCGCCCCAUUCCAGGCCCCAGAGGACUUCCCAUCAUCGGCGCCAUGACCCUUAUGUCGGGCCUCGCCCACCGCAACUUGGCCGCCGCUGCCCAAGCCUGCGGGGCUAAACGUCUCAUGGCCUUCAGCAUCGGUCAGACACGCGCCGUCGUCACCUCACACCCAGACGUCGCAAAACAUAUUCUCCACAGCUCGGCUUUCACGGAUCGGCCCGCCAAGGAAUCCGCCUACGACCUCAUGUUCAACCGCGCCAUGGGGUUCGCGCCCUACGGCGUGUACUGGACGACGCUUCGGAAAAUUGCGGCGGCGCACCUGUUUAGCCCGAGACAGAUGAGAGGCUCGGAGCAGCAGCGGCGCGAAAUCGGGAAGCAGAUGGUGGGCAUGCUCCAUUCGAGGAAAGGACGCGAUGUUGAUGUUCGUGUGCGGGAGGUGCUGAAAUGGGCCUCCCUCAGCAGCAUGAUGUGGUGUGUAUUUGGGAGGAGGUAUGACGUCGAUUGCGACGAUUCUGAGCUGAGGGACUUGGUGGAAAAAGGCUACGAUUUAUUGGGGGAACUCAACUGGUCGGAUCACUUGCCUUUCUUGGCCGAAUUGGACAUACAAAAGGGUCGAAUGAAGUGCUCGCAGCUGGUGCCCAGGGUGAAUCGCUUCGUCGGUGGGAUAAUCACUGACCACAAGCUCAAGCUCGAGCUGGGAGGUGGCGUUGAUGAUUUUGUCGACGUGCUGCUUUCUCUUGACUGCUUGUCGGAUUCGGACAUGACAUCCGUCCUUUGGGAAAUGAUAUUCCGGGGAACAGACACAGUGGCAGUGCUAAUAGAAUGGAUCCUGGCAAGGCUAGUAUUGCACCCUGACGUGCAGUGCGAGGUCCACCGAGAACUGGACAGCGUCGUCGGCGGUCGUACGGUGACGGAGUCAGACCUAACGGAGUUGAAGUACUUGAGCGCAGUGGUGAGGGAGGUGCUCAGGUUACAUCCGCCUGGCCCGCUUCUGUCCUGGUCCCGUCUGUCCGUCAGAGAUACGGUGGUUGACGGGUACAAGGUGCCACGUGGAACCACCGCCAUAGUCAAUAUGUGGGCCAUCGGCCGGGAUCCGGACCUCUGGCCCGACCCACUGGCCUUUAACCCACGCAGAUUUCUCCAGGGCGGCGCCGGAGUUGGCCUGCACGACCUCAACGACCCCCGGCUCGCCCCCUUCGGAUUGGGUCGGAGAUCCUGCCCCGGGAAGGCAAUAGGGCUCUGCACGGUCGGCCUCUGGGUAGCUACACUGCUGCAACACUUCCAGUUUGUGUCCGCCGUCCACGUCGACAUGUCUGAGGUGCUCAGGCUGUCGUGCGAGAUGGAGAAUCCGCUUCUCGUCAGGAUCCGAUCCAGGCGGGCUCCUUGAUCAUCAUAGUAUUGUGUAUAUAUAUAUAUAAAUAGUAUUGUAUAUAUGUGCGUAUAUAAUGUAUAUAGUGCUCGUGUGUAUGUGUAGUUAGUUAGUUAGUUGUUAAAUAAAAGAAUGAAAAACACAUGGAGAGUGAAGGGCAGGCACGUGAGGGAGGGGGAAUGUAGGAGAAGGACAAUCUACCCAACAGCGAGUACGGUCCCGCUGCCCCGGUCAACCAACAAUGCCCUUGAGCGCCCUGUAGGCAUCCCAUCCCACAUGUCGUCCAUCCAGUCAAGGCUCCCCAAGACGGUCACCAAGUCGGAGCCAUCUCUUUCUUGUUGUUUUGUUGUUGAUACCAUAGUUUAUUAUUUUGUAUAUACGUUGUAUUAUUAUUAUAAAUAAAUAAAUGAAUUGCAUUAUAAUUU